UCUGGGUGGAAGCCGAAGGGCUGCGCCCCCUCCUCUCGUGCGCGCGCGCGCGCGCGCACACACACGCACACACGAACCCUCGAAGGACGCGACCCCGCCAGGUGACAGGCCCGGGAGCCAUUCCGUCGCCCCUCCAGCGGAUCAGCCUCGACUGAGGAAGAUGCCGAAGACAUCAGUCCCGCCAGGAAUCGCGAGUGCCCGGAUUUCGUGAAAGCCCUUUCUCCGCCGGAUUCUCAAAGAAGAUGAAUUUGGCUGAGAUUUGUGAUAAUGCUAAAAAAGGAAGGGAAUAUGCACUUCUUGGGAACUAUGACUCUUCAAUGGUUUAUUACCAGGGUGUCAUCCAGCAAAUUCAACGUCAUUGUCAGUCAAUCAGAGACCCAGCACUGAAGGGCAAGUGGCAACAGGUUCGGCAAGAACUCUUGGAAGAAUAUGAGCAAGUAAAGAGCAUUGUCAACACUUUAGAGAGUUUUAAAAUAGACAAACCUACGGAUAUUCCUGUAUCUUAUCAGGAUGAACAUUUUAAGGAUCCGACUGUUUGGCCACCUCCUGUUCCAGCUGAGCACAGAGCCCCUCCUCAGAUAAAGCGACCCAAUAGAGAAGUGAAACCUCUGAGGAGAGAAUCUCCAGGAUUACAACGGGGACCUAUAGGUAGAGCUCAGCCAAUUUCAAAAAAUGAAAAAUCUGCCAGCAGCCGAGAGAGGGAAUCUAGAGCAAAAGGAAAAGAUGAAAAGGGAAAGAAGAUCCACCAAGAUGGUGCUGGUGAUGGUGAAAUUCAGAAAUUUGAUGGAGCAGGUUAUGACAAAGAUUUGGUUGAGGCUCUGGAAAGAGACAUCGUGUCAAGGAAUCUAAGUAUUCAUUGGGAUGACAUAGCUGAUUUGGAAGAAGCUAAAAAAUUGUUAAGGGAAGCAGUUGUUCUUCCAAUGUGGAUGCCGGAUUUUUUCAAAGGGAUCAGGCGACCCUGGAAGGGAGUUCUAAUGGUUGGCCCUCCUGGGACUGGUAAAACCAUGUUAGCAAAGGCUGUAGCCACAGAAUGCGGAACAACCUUCUUUAAUGUGUCUUCCUCCACUCUGACCUCAAAAUACCGUGGUGAAUCUGAAAAGUUAGUCCGCUUGUUGUUUGAAAUGGCCAGAUUUUAUGCACCUACAACCAUUUUUAUUGACGAAAUAGACUCUAUCUGUAGCCGCAGAGGUACCUCUGAUGAACAUGAGGCAAGCCGCCGAGUCAAGUCUGAGCUGCUUGUGCAGAUGGAUGGAGUAGGUGGAGCUCUUGAAAAUGAUGACCCUUCACGAAUGGUGAUGGUGCUGGCUGCUACAAAUUUUCCCUGGGACAUCGAUGAGGCUUUGCGGAGGAGGCUGGAGAAAAGGAUUUAUAUCCCAUUGCCAACAGGACCCUUGGAAGCACUGUUGGAAAAACCCAUACACACUUGUACUUAUGCUGCUUUGGGCAACAUCGAAAGCGGGACAUGCACACCGAAUCUUCAGACAAAAGGCAGAGCAGAGCUGCUUAAGAUUAAUCUUCGAGAAGUAGAACUGGAUCCUGACAUCAGCCUGGAAGAAAUCGCUGAGAAGAUAGAAGGCUACUCUGGUGCUGAUAUCACUAAUGUUUGCAGGGAUGCCUCUUUGAUGGCAAUGAGGCGGCGCAUUAAUGGCUUAUCACCAGAUGAGAUCCGAGCACUAUCUAAGGAAGAGCUGCAGAUGCCUGUUACCAAGGGAGACUUUGACCUGGCCCUGAAAAAAAUUUCCAAGUCUGUUUCAGCUGCAGAUCUGGAGAAAUAUGAGAAAUGGAUGUCAGAAUUUGGAUCUGCUUAACCUCAGAGACAUCUAUUCAAGUGAUUUUAGUAUCAAUUAUACAAUAUUACAAGGACUUAGGAAUAUUUUAAGGCUUGAAUUUUUCCUAUGGACAAGACCCUUUUAAUUUUAUUUGCACUUUAAUGGGGACAAAACACAAUGAUAUGAUAUUUCAUGGAAAAAUACUAAGAACUAAACAUAGCAAGGGAAACCCCAUGCAGUUUUGGUUGUCUGCACUUUAACAGUGACAGCUAAUCCUAGUGUUUCAUGGCUUUUAUUUGCCUGUCAGAUACAGUUGUGCAUAGAUGUCCAGCCAUAUUGUAUGUUUUGCUAGAUCCCGACCUCCUUGAAUGUAGGAGUGAAGUUGUCAGUUGUUGUUUCUGCCCCUCCCUAAUUUAAAGAGCUCAUCCAUAUGAUCCAGGGUGAAAAUACUGAGGAUUGCGUUACACUGCAGUCAUGUUGCCAUGGCUACCAUGGUAUUUGCUGGAAUGAUGAUGAUCACAAAAAGUGUGGAAAAGAGACACUUGUUUCUUCAGAUGCAAUGUGUGCCUGUGGCCCAUUGCAGAUUUUGAGAUCUUUUUGUUUCCAAUUGUGUAGAAAUGGGCAUUUCCCUUUCGACACUUGAUGUGUUUAUUAGAGCCAGCACCAGUGCCAAUGCAGCACACUUAGUCGCUGCAUGAAAUGUAGAGCAGACAGUAGCAAAGAUCUUUGAUGUUCGAAAACUCAGGUCCAGUUUUGCUCUUUUCUGUUUAACACUGGUGUAAAAUCAACUGAUUUAUCUCUGUUCCUGCAAUACUCCAGCUGCACUAAGGCCAUGUAAACUCCAGAGGUUUCAGUGGUUUAACAUGCUGGUGCAGUGCUAAAUAGUGCACAUCUUGCAACAUUUCAUCCAACUGCUUAUGCUUAGAUUAACCCCUUUCUAAUUUGUGGUUUUAUAAUGCUAAUUAUACUUUGUUGCAGUGUAGGAUAUGAAAGUGGACACAGUGAAUACAGUGGAGCCCAAACCUGAAGGCACAGAUUGGUUGUCCUCAAAAUCCAGGCAUUCCCCACCCUCUUUUUAAAUAUUCUUGGUGCUUAUUUCACAUAUUUGCAGUUUCCUCCAGUUUGUAAAAUUAGGACUCAUCUAUUUUGAGUCUGAUAGUCAGCAUACAUUACAAGUGUUGCAAACAGUGACUUGUUCUUUGGGCCUGUUCAGACUUAAUGUAUAGUUCACUUCCUGAAGUGAUCCUGUUUGUGUACACAUGUGGGAAAUAGUUAUCCAAGUUACUUUAUUUAUUUAUUUGGGGAAGAUUUGAAUGAUCAGAAUUCUGGCCAGAUUCUUCUUCUGGCUCUAGAAAAGUUACAUAGUUGGUAUUCUAAGGAAGGAUUCCUCUUGAAAAAGAAUCUCAUCCCAUGCAUGUCAGAGAUAAAUCAUACCUCAAGGGUUUUUUGUCAAGGAACUCCUUAAAUGACCAGGAAGCAUUUCCAAGUCACCCUUUCAUUUGGGAGCUAGUCACCUAAAAUAAUUUGUGCCUCAGAAAGGCUAUUCUUUAUGGUGUUAGGGGAUGCUUUUAAAUGUUGUGCAGGCCAGCUUAUUACUCUUCAUGCUGGCAAGCUGCAUGGAGGCAGUGCUGAUCCAUGUACAAAGCUUUCUCAGUCUUCCUAGACUAAGGACUACCAUGGUCUGUGUGGAUGGUACAGUCCCAAAAGUUUCAUAUCAAAUUAACUGGUACCUCUUCCUAGAAGUAUCCUCCCCCUCAAACUAAAUCAGUUCUUGCAGCUUUCCCCAGCUUGGUGCAUUCCUGAUAGACUGGACUGCAUGUUUGAACAUUCCUAACUCAGAUGGCCAUCUUGGGUUCCGGGCUGGAGAAGCCUUGGUUCUAGGGAAAACUUUCUAGGAAUAGAAAUUUUUUAUCUUAAUUGCCAAGCAACUGACACAUAGUGGGUUUGCACAAUCACAGAGUAGGAAAUAAGAGGCAGUGAUUUAUUUUUCCUCUACUCAUGCCAGGAGAUUAAGUUAUUUAGUCUCAGCAGCGCAGUUUGUCAUUUUGUGCAAAUCUGGCCAAGGUUGGCUUGUUGUUAUUGGAAAGAAGCCACUUCCAACCCAUGGGCUGUUGCAGAAUUUUGGGUGGCUUGUUUAACUACAGCAACAAGUAAUUAUGCUAAUUCCCCUGACAUAUGACUGGCAUGUGUGGAGGAAGAAAUAAUCCACCAUGUCUCAUUUCCCGCUCCCUGAUCUUGCAGAUCAGGCAAAUAGCUCAGCCAGGCAUUGGCUUUGCGAGAGUUUCAUGUGUCUGUCUAUUUGUUAUGGUAACCAGCUUCCCAGCAGAGCAUGUCCAGUGCUGCCAAUGUGACCUGGUUCAAUAGAGGAAGAGCGCUACUGGCAUUUUCGCAACAGGGUCGUGUUGUACCAUACAUGGCCAACCACGUGGGUUAUGUUUGUAGCGGUUUGUCUUUGGUUUUCUUUAUUGGUGUGUUAACUGGUGUUUUUAUGUAGAAAAAGGCAUUUUGUGUCAAGACUGUGAAUCGUACAUUGUGUUCUUUUCCAACAAAAGGCAGCUUUACCUUGAAUAAAAGAAAGCCACAAUAAAUAUCCC
Molecule: messenger RNA, 4363 nt
Organism: Varanus komodoensis (Komodo dragon)
Lineage: Eukaryota; Metazoa; Chordata; Lepidosauria; Squamata; Varanidae
Gene: KATNAL1
Product: katanin catalytic subunit A1 like 1
Exons: 12
Coding region: 243-1808 (521 amino acids)
Biological process (GO): microtubule severing
Cellular component (GO): microtubule; microtubule cytoskeleton
Molecular function (GO): ATP hydrolysis activity; microtubule binding; microtubule severing ATPase activity
Source: RefSeq, a predicted model, not a curated record